Capronia epimyces CBS 606.96 is the source of this 2382-nucleotide messenger RNA. Its product is annotated as 6-phosphofructokinase. Gene Ontology annotation, biological process: fructose 6-phosphate metabolic process; canonical glycolysis; fructose 1,6-bisphosphate metabolic process. The record is from RefSeq and is a predicted model, not a curated record. The transcript has a single exon. Gene Ontology annotation, molecular function: ATP binding; AMP binding; 6-phosphofructokinase activity. The coding region runs from base 1 to 2382 and encodes 793 amino acids. Gene Ontology annotation, cellular component: cytoplasm; 6-phosphofructokinase complex; mitochondrion. NCBI's taxonomy places the organism in Eukaryota, Fungi, Ascomycota, Eurotiomycetes, Chaetothyriales, Herpotrichiellaceae.
AUGGCUGGAAAAAAGGAGGGGCAGCCCUCACGAAAACGAAGGAUAGGUGUCAUGACCAGCGGAGGUGACUCCCCUGGCAUGAACGGGGCAGUACGAGCCGUCGUCCGCAUGUCCAUCUACAGGGGCUGCGAGGCCUACGCCAUCUAUGAAGGCUACGAGGGCCUGGUACAAGGUGGAGAUCUGAUUAAAGAGAUGAAGUGGGAAGAUGUCCGAGGAUACUUGUCUCGCGGCGGGACGCUCAUUGGCACAGCCAGGUGCAUGGCUUUCAUGGAAAGAUGGGGAAGAUUGAAAGCCGCAAGAAACAUGGUCAAGAGGGGCAUCGAUGCUCUGGUCAUCUGCGGUGGUGAUGGCAGCUUGACUGGUGCAGACAAAUUCCGAGCUGAAUGGCCGGGCUUGAUCAAAGAGCUUGUCGAGACCAAAGAGCUGACGCCGGAAGAAGUCGAACCUUUCAAGCACCUCAAUAUCGUCGGCCUUGUGGGCUCCAUUGACAAUGACAUGUCUGGAACCGACGCCACUAUCGGAUGUUACUCUUCUCUCGAACGCAUUUGCUCCGCUGUGGACGAUGUCUUUGAUACUGCUUCUUCCCAUCAACGAGGCUUCGUCAUCGAAGUGAUGGGUAGGCACUGUGGUUGGUUAGCCCUCAUGGCGGCGAUAGCCACCGGUGCCGACUAUGUCUUCAUCCCAGAAAAGCCCCCUAGCACUGGUUGGGAGGACGAGAUGUGCGGUAUCAUCGCCAACCAUAGAUCUCGGGGCAAGAGGAGGUCGAUUGUCAUCAUCGCCGAAGGCGCGCACGACGUCGAAUUAAAAAAGAUCACUGCAUAUCAUGUCAAGGACCUUUUGAACACCAAACUGAAAUUGGAUACUCGGGUCACUGUUCUGGGCCAUACACAGCGAGGAGGCCCGGCGUGCUUCUAUGAUCGAUGGCUGUCAACCCUGCAAGGCGUUGAGGCGGUGAACGCAAUCCUUGAUGCGACACCCGAGACCCCUACUCCGGUUAUCACCAUCCGUGAAAAUAAAAUCGAGAGAUCCAAUCUGAUGGAGGCUGUGGCUUUGACGAAAUCCGUCACCGCAGCCAUUGAAGCCAAAAACUUCGAUAGAGCUAUGGAAUUGCGGGACGUCGAAUUCAAAGAGUAUUACAGCAGCUACAGGAUCACAACGUCCACAGACCGGCCGGAGCUACUCCUACCGGAGGGGAAGAGACUUCGAAUUGCCAUCAUUCACGUUGGAGCUCCUGCAGGUGGCAUGAACCCGGCCACUCGAGCCUGCGUGGCUUAUUGCCUGACCCGAGGCCACACCCCGAUCGCCAUUCACAAUGGCUUCCCCGGGCUACAACGUCAUCACGAUGAUCAACCGAUUGGUUCGGUGCAGGAAAUUAAGUGGCUUGACGUCGACCAUUUGGUGAAUGAGGGCGGUUCGGAGAUCGGAACGAACCGCGGGCUUCCCAGUGCCGACAUGAAGAAGACCGCCGAGUGCUUCGAGCUGUACAAGUUUGAUGCCUUAUUCCUGGUAGGCGGGUUUGAAGCUUUCACCGCGGUAAGCGAGCUUCGAAAGGCUCGGGAGCAGUACCCGGCGUUUAAUAUCCCCAUGGUUGUCUUGCCAGCCACUGUCUCGAACAACGUUCCAGGAACCGAAUAUUCCCUGGGCAGUGAUACAUGCCUUAACACUUUGAUCAGCUUCUGCGACGCCAUCAGACAAUCGGCCUCUUCAUCAAGGAGGCGGGUGUUUGUCAUUGAGACACAAGGUGGUCGAUCAGGCUACCUCGCUACGAUGGCGGGUCUUUCGAUAGGCGCGCUGGCGGUCUACAUUCCUGAAGAAGGCAUCAACAUCAACAUGAUUGCCCGGGACAUUGAUUUCUUACGUGAAAAUUUCCGGAAUGACCAAGGAGCGUCCCGAGCCGGCAAGAUCAUACUCCGAAACGAGCGUGCCAGCAGUACCUACACUACUCAAGUGAUUGCUGAUAUGAUCAAGGAAGAAGCAAGAGGACGAUUUGAGUCCCGAGCGGCAGUGCCUGGUCAUUAUCAACAGGGGGGCAAGCCUUCGCCUAUGGAUCGAAUCCGGGCCCUCCGUAUGGCAAUCAAGUGUAUACAACAUAUUGAGGAUCGGUAUAUCGGCAAGUCCAAGGCCUACAUUGCAGAGGAUCCGUUGUCCGCAUCAGUAAUUGGUAUCCAAGGCUCCGAAGUUGUCUUCACUCCGAUGGGCGGAGAUGACGGGCUGGAGGCUAGCGGGACAGAUUGGGCGGACCGGAGGCCCAAGAAUGAAUUCUGGAUGGUGAUGAAGAAUACCGUGGAUGUCCUUAGUGGCAGACCGAAACUGACCGAUGGUUGCCCGGAGUGCGGGAAGCCGCUUUCCGGAGAUCUGCAGAGAGCCGUGGUCACCAACUAG